AAUAUCACUGAUUAAUAUAAUGCAAACACGAUUAUAAAGAUUAAAAAAGUUUUUUAUAAUCGUGAAUACUGAAUAGUUCAAUAGUCUGAAUAUAAAUUAAGAAUCACUGAAUGUCUGAAUCACUCAAAUCACUGACACAGUGAACCACAAUAUUUUAUACUUCAUGAUAUUAUUUUUAACCAAUUUCCAUAAUUUUCUUCUGUUUAUAAAGUAUUUUAAUUAUUUGUAAAUUAUAAUUACCUACUUGAAAAAAUCUGGCAAUUCAAUUGAAAAACAUCACAAUGUGUGACAAUGAUCACAGAAGAUGGAGUCAUUUGAAGAAGAUCUUGGAACGUUCCAGUCCAUUCUGUCAUCCUGAUUUUGAACCGGGCACAGGCAUAUUAGAAUUUUUACAAAAUUCCUGUAAACUGUUAGUGGUCGGCGCUGGUGGAUUGGGCUGUGAAUUACUUAAAGAUCUUGCAAUGAUGGGAUUCGGUGACGUCCAUGUUAUAGAUAUGGACACUAUAGACUUGUCUAAUCUGAACCGUCAGUUUUUGUUCCGUAGGAAGGAUGUAAACAGUUCCAAAGCAGAGGUUGCAGCAAAAUUUAUUAACGAACGUGUGCCUACAUGCCGUGUUACACCUCAUCAUUGUAAAAUACAAGACAAGAGCGAAGAUUUUUACAGGAAUUUUCAUUUUGUUGUGUGUGGUCUUGAUUCUGUUGUUGCUCGUCGAUGGAUCAAUGGAAUGCUUAUAUCUUUGUUAUCAUACGAUGACAACCAGCAACUUGACAAUUCCACCGUAAUACCAUUGAUUGAUGGUGGCACUGAAGGUUUCAAAGGCAAUGUUCGUGUUAUAAUACCCGGAAUUACUCCUUGUAUUGAUUGCACCCUAGACUUAUUUCCACCACAGGUGACUUAUCCAUUAUGUACCAUAGCAAGUACACCUCGUUUACCUGAACAUUGUAUAGAGUAUGUGAAAUUAAUACAAUGGCCAAAAGAAAACCCAUUUGAUUCCAACAUUGAUACAGACGAUCCAGUUCACAUUAGUUGGAUUUAUGAAAAAUCCCUUGAACGCGCUGAUGAAUUUGGAAUAAAUGGAGUUAAUUAUCGAUUGGUUCAAGGUGUUAUUAAAAAUAUAAUACCAGCUGUAGCAUCAACAAAUGCUGUGAUAGCUGCUGCUUGUGUUACUGAGGCUUUCAAAGUGGCCACCAGUUGUUGUCCAUUAUUAAAUAAUUAUGCUGUAUUCAAUGAUGCUGAUGGUAUAUACACCUAUACAUAUGAAGCCGAACGCAAAUCUGAUUGUAUUACUUGUAGUCCAUAUAAAGCCAAAUAUCUCGAUAUAGAUGACACAAAUAUGCGGCUGGAAAAAAUUAUCGAAAUACUUGGCGAACACCAGCAGUAUCAGAUGAAGAACCCUGCACUCACUAUAGAAUUAGAUGGAAAAAGAAAAACACUGUACAUGCCAAACGUGCCUUCUAUUGAAUUAAAAACUAGGCCAAAUCUAAAAAUGACACUUGAACAAUUGGGUAUUGCCGACGGAUGUAAAUUAUUAGUGGCUGAUAUCACAAACCCUAGAGCUUUUGAAAUUAUUCUUAAAAUCAAGAACAACUGUGUUAGCAUGGAAUAAUAUUAUACUUUUUUGAAUAUUUACUUUAAUAAUCUUCUGCAAUAAAUAUAUUAAUACAAUUAUAAACAUUAAACUUUUCAUUAUAUUAUGAAUGUCUAACAUUAUUUAAUAUUAGUUAAACUGUAUACUGUAAAUUAAGCUACCCAAUUGUUUUUACAAUAAUGUAUUUUAUUAUUUUAAAACAAUUUAUAUACUGGAAAGUAGACGAAAGUUGUGUUCUAUUUUUCUGUUUUCAUAUGGCUGUUUUCCCACUAUCAAAAAGAUUAUUUAAUGACAAAAAUAAACAUUUUUCAAUUUUAUAAUACAUUUGUGUGUAUGAAAAUUCUAAAAAAAUUGUUAUUACAUUCAUUCAAUUCAAAAUAUUAUGCAGUACCCACACAAGGUUUUAUCGGUUUAUAAAAAAAAACAAUAGAAGGGACAGAUUUACUAGCUUUUGAUUACAGCAGACUAGUAUUAUCACAGAACAGUCUGAACAAUGGUAUUAUGAAUUGUAUGAUAGUAUUAAAUUAAGACAUUUGCCCCCAGAAAAGAUGAAAACAUACGCGUCUAUGUGUCAUAUAAAAAUGAAUAAACUAUUAUAUUAUAAUAAUAAUUAACUAUCUAAUCCCGCACGGUAUUUUCCGUAACAAAUUAAAUAAUGCUAGUAUAUACAGUGAAACUUCGAUAAUUCGAAUCAGUUGGGUGCGAAAAAAAAACCGAAAAUAGUUAUAGAAAAAAAUGUGUGUACUUAUUGAAAUACAAGGGCGAAGAUAUUCUUUCGAGGUAUUGAAAAUUCGACUUAUAGAUAUUUGAGUUAUCGAUGUUUCACUGUAGGUACCUUGUCUUAAACUCCACUAUAUUAUGUAAACUAUACAUAUUUUGAACAGCCAUUUGAUUGGUUAGGACCUAAUAUAAAAUACAGGUCUGAAAUUACCUGCAACUAUAAAUUGUUACUUAUUUAUUUUGUAUAAACUAUAAAUAAAAGAUUUAAAUAAAAUGUAUUUACAUGUUAUUGUCAUAGAUGCAUAUAAUUCAACCAGAUUUUACUAUAGGUAAUGAAUCUAUGAAAGAAUACAAUAAGUAUGCCCCAGGACAAAAUUACGUUUCGUUGAAUUAUUUUUCGCACUAUUAUAGCCAGGACCCACAACAGAAGUGAAUACUUGAAUAUUUAAUUUUGAUUUGAAUUAAAACUUGACUGUUGAAUAAUAGUAACAUUCUAUAGUUAGUAGAUAAUAAUUUGAAAAAAACAUAACUUAGGUGGCUAGGUAAUCAAGAAACAUAAGACAUAAAGGAUAAAACGAAAUCUAAAUAUACAUAUUUACUAUCACAAAUUUAAAAUGUUUAUUUUCACUCAAAUAAACAACUCCUAUUUCAACAAUACAUCACAAUGUGUAUUCUGACUAAAUAUUUAAAUUUUUCCCAACAUGCACGAAAAAAUGGUCUACAUGUUCAUAAUCUUAUUUAGUUAAUUAAACAUUUAAGUUUGUAAUAAAAAAAAAUGUAUUAAAUGGAUCGCUGUUCCCUAUGAUAUUGUAUUCACUAUAUUAAGGAUUUCCUCAGAUGGUU
This is a messenger RNA of Metopolophium dirhodum (rose-grain aphid), 3152 nucleotides long. It is a transcript of the gene Uba3, whose product is annotated as nedd8-activating enzyme E1 catalytic subunit. Bases 282 to 1607 code for a protein of 441 amino acids. NCBI's taxonomy places the organism in Eukaryota, Metazoa, Arthropoda, Insecta, Hemiptera, Aphididae. The transcript has 3 exons. Gene Ontology annotation, biological process: protein neddylation. The record is from RefSeq and is a predicted model, not a curated record. Gene Ontology annotation, molecular function: NEDD8 activating enzyme activity. Gene Ontology annotation, cellular component: cytoplasm; nucleus.